GGGUUAAAGGUAGCCAAGGGCUGGUUCUUGCCACGUGGGACGUUUUUCCUUCUCUUUUUCUUUCAUCCUAUAUCCUUUCUUAUAUUCAACAACGCUGCGGGCCGUGGUGGAUGUUUGGCUGCCUUCGCAAGACUCAAGUUUGCUUUUUGCCGCCCCGGUUACGCAACCGCCAGGAUGUCGUUUCCGCCGCUGUCACUGGCGGUUUACUUUCCACCAGAGCUGGGACCAAAGGCGGAGCCGGGCUCACGGCCCUUGGAGGCUGAGACUCCUGCAUUGGAGCAAAAACCACUCACUGCUUCUCACUGCCAUGCCAACCUUUGGAAGGGUUUCCAGGACUUCAACCCAGCAGCCAACUUCGUUCCAAAUGCUUACCCAUCAUCGACAUUUGCCACAAUGGUAAACCAGGAGACUUCUUCCGAAGCCUGGGACACCAACACCAACAUUUCCCACGAAGAAGAAGGAUACUGGGAAGAGGUAGGGCACGAGGACGAGGACGAGGGUGUGGAUGCGGAGAGCGGUGGCCAGGACUCCGAACAGGGUGUGUCGGGCAUGUCGCAGGGGUCGCAGCACGUCUGGCUGAGCAACGAGGAACGGCUGCGCGUCGCCUACAAGCGUGCCCGGACUAGUGCCGAGAAGGUCGACCUCGAUCGCUCGCCCUUCUUCCCCCGGACGGCGGCCGAGUAUGCAGGCCUCAAGGCUGGGAUACUCGAGGCUAGGGCUGCCCGACUGCGCGCCAAGGUGGCGGAGAAAGAGAUGGCGUUGCGGGCGCGAGAGACAGCCCAGUGGAAGAGAGUGGUCGUGGUUGGACGCUCUGGGGAGGCCGAGGAAAGAGUGAUCCCCGUUUACUACGGCGGCAGCCCGAAGGAGGGUAGAGCUGCUGCUCCGUCUAGGGCCAAACAUUCCCAGAUGGGUGCCGAUAUGGGGAGUGCUGUCCAGGGGGGAGCGGCCUCAAGCACUAACAUGGAGAGCCACUGGGGUGGAUUUGUUACAACCACUGUCAACGCAACUGAUCACUGGGCUCAGACCCUCCGUUUUGCAUUCCCGGCCACGCUUGACGGGGUCAGCCUUAAGGAAAGGCACCUCACUCCCUACGAACCCAUCCCGCUCCAGGCACCCUUUCCCUACACCAAUCAGAUUUGGCCCGACCCGCAAGUCAACGGCAACGUUGACCGCCUCACGGUCCCUGUACUGCAUCCUCAUCACGAGACGGGGCAUCAACGCACUCGUUCGGUUACCAUGUUGCGAGAGGUUGCCGCACAUGCUGCCAUCCGCCACGGCAACGUGCACGGAGAGACGCAAGGAAGGACCGAUGGCACGUACCACAAGCAGAGCUGGCUUGGGGAUGAUGAUUACGACUCCGACUCCUCUUUCACUCCGAGUGAGUACAGACCUCGGUAUGGUAUGGAAAAGGGGGAGGUAAGGGAGGAGGCUGCAUAUGAGGCAUCGCGCAGUCGCACUGUGGCCGUUGACUUCUUCACUUCGGAUGCCCCGACGAAUGAUCCGGCUACGAUAACAGAAGUUGGGAAUGGGGGUACGAACAGGGACGAGGGGGAUUUCGUGUUCGAAAGCAACGGGGACAAGGAAGCUGGGAGCGAGCGUACCGACUUCAAUGACGGUGCUGGCCUUACACGAAGUGACGACGAGCUCGACAAUUUGGGGUUUGAUUGGACGCUCACUGGUAAGAUGGAAGGCGAUGGCAGGGGCAAGGAAGAGGAACACGCGAAGGAUAACCAAAUCCGCCUCCACAGCGGGGACACGCACGCCAUGGAGGAGGAGGAAAGGGGCAAUGGGCCCGACACCGAGGAUGACAAGGUCCAUCGCCGGCAGGCAGCCGAAGAUAAAAGCCAACCCAACGCGCUAUCCCCCUAUGCCCGACCUUUCACGCCCUCCGCAGCGAGCACUUUUACACCCAGCGACUACGACCCGUGUAAGUUGAACCAGCACACACCAAGCUUCGACAACUCCACGACACCCCCGCCGCCGCCUGCCGCGCCGCAACUCGCAACCAGACCGCUCAGCCACCGCGACGGCCUCUCCCCUUUCUUCGCCCACGCGGCCAACCCCUUCACCCCGAGGCCGGGCCCGGGUCCGCCAGCAUGCGACUGCGACUGGCCCACCGUUGCCGAGCUAACCAGCGAAGGCGAGGGCCGCAUCAAGCGCUGGGACACGACGACGACCACCACCAUCAUCACCACCACGGCCACGACCACCCCACAAUCCACCUCCUCCAAACCCUCCCACCCCUCUGACACCAACCCCAACCCCAACCCAAACGCAACCUACCUCCCCACCAUCCCACUACCCCCUUUCACCACCACCACUAUCCCCUUCACCACCCCCUUCACAAUACCCCCCACCCCCAUCCCCCAACCCUUACCCCCCCCAAACCUCCGCCGCUACCUCCCCCUCCCCCGCCUGCGCAACAUCAUCGACCCACGCCUAAACCUCACCCCCUCCGAGGCAGAGGCGCUGGCGCGCGACAACGGCGGCACGGUGCCGUGGGAGGUGCGGGCGGUGGCCGGGGAGCGGCGGUGGGACCUGCAUGCCGAACGGCGUCUGUGGGAGAUGUUGCUGGUAGCGAAAUUGGAACAGGACCCGACGUUUCGGUAA
Molecule: messenger RNA, 2610 nt
Organism: Chaetomium fimeti
Lineage: Eukaryota; Fungi; Ascomycota; Sordariomycetes; Sordariales; Chaetomiaceae
Exons: 6
Source: RefSeq, a predicted model, not a curated record